AUAUGCUCAGCGUGGGUCGGCGAACUCCGGCCACAAGUUCUGAAAGUUCCUCGCGGGAAGGACAGACGCGAGCAAGUGAGUCAGACAGUUCAGAACCAGCAAAGCAGUCGCUUCAAAGCGAGGGCAGUGGGAAAAGCAGAAACUUGGUGGAAUAUCUUCUGAGGAAUAUUUUGCUUUCCGUCCCAUUACCCCGCCCCUAUCGGAUCUCCAUGUUUGUACUUGGGAUUUGUGGUCCAAAUCCAUCACACUCUCCCAAUCCGUCUCCCCUUCAUCAACGCGAGCGCGCUUAUCCCCAAAUCUUUGCAAGCCAACAAACUGAGACAGACGUUUGCAGAAUUCAACUUGGACUAAAAUCAAAGUAGACAGCAAGUAUUCCGUUUCUGGAAUGAAUUUAACCAAGCCCAGCUUGUCUCGGGGGGCUCUGCUGCAUUCUGGCCAGGUGUCCCUUGUGAACCCAGCGUGGGCCUCAAGGACCCCAAGUCCUGCUUCUGAUCUUGAAAUGGGUUUUGAGCAGAACAUCUCCGGAGACUGCAGCUCUCCCAGCGACCACGGAGGCAGCAGGAGAGCAGAGCCCAGGGGCCUUCUCACAGAAAGGGGCCAGAGUCCAGAUCUGGCGGGAGUCUCGGGCAAUGGCAAAGGUGUGGGGGCCGAGCAGAGGAUCCGGAGGCCCAUGAAUGCCUUCAUGGUAUGGGCUAAAGAUGAGAGGAAACGACUCGCUUUGCAGAACCCGGACCUGCACAACGCUGUGCUCAGCAAGAUGCUCGGCCAAUCGUGGAAGGCACUGAAUUCCACAGAGAAGCGUCCCUUUGUAGAGGAAGCGGAACGUCUGCGCCUUCAGCAUCUCCAGGAUCAUCCAAACUACAAGUACCGGCCUCGGCGUAAGAAAACCACAAAGAAGCUCAAGCGCGUCGAACCUGGGCUCCUGCUUCACAGCUUGGCUCAGAGCCAUGGUGUGGGUCAUGCCAUCGUCCCCCUGGGUGGAGAAGGCAUCUCUGGAAACUCUCCGUACGGACACGUGUCUCACCACAACCAUCACUCCCACCACCUGCUACCUUCUCUGGGCCACUUCAGGGACCUCCAGGCACCGGGGCACCAGGAACUGGAGAGUUACGGCCUGCCCACCCCGGAGAUGUCCCCUCUGGAUGUUCUGGAAAACGGAGCAAAUGAACCAGUCUUCUUCCCCCAGCAUGCACAGGAGGAUGCAGGAAUGGGAGGCUGGAACAGCUACCACCAUCCUCACCACCAUAAUCCACAUUACAGCCAUCACUAUGGCAACCACCUCAACUCCAUGCACGGUGCGUCCGCACAGAGUCCGAGUCCAGGAAUGAACGUGGGAGCGAACUCAUUGAAUGCAGGUCGGAAUCCCAGAAUGGCUUCGCUUGAAUCAAACAUGGCUUCCAGUAUGAGCCCGGUUCCUUCAAAUGGUUCACGGAUGAACCCAGCGCAAACCUCAGGCCGCCAUAUCGCCUUGAGGAGUCCCAUGAAAUGCCCACCACCUCCCCAUGACUCCGUCUCCUAUCCCCAGCCCUCAAUCAGCCUCCACGAGACAAUCAAACCCCACCAAGGCUCCCUUCCUGUCAGCUACUACGGCCAAAUGUACAGCAGCGCAGCCUCCGCUUUCCCCCCGACUCACCUGGGCCAGCUUUCACCUCCUCCUGAGCCCUCCCCAACUUCCUGCUCAUCCUUCCUUCCCCCUGUGCAUAUAACAGACCCAUCCAAUGCGGACUCAGCUGCUCACAUGGGGCCUACUUCUUCCGCUGAAUUCUGGUCGGAGGUGGACAGGCAUGAAUUGGACCAGUACGUGAAUACUGCGAGGAACCGAGAGGAAGCCUAUGGACAAGGUGGGGUUGGGUCCAAAGUCCUGAUCUGGCGUGGUAGCGGUGGCGUUAGCAGUGCUGACAGAGAUGGCGGCAGCGAAGAGGGAGUCAGCCCUCUUAUAUCUGCUCUUUCUGAUGCUAGCAGUGCUGUCUAUUACAGUGCAUGUAUCACUGGCUAAUGCCAAAAUGUGUGGAAGGACCUGAGUCUGGUUUCGUUCAUCUCAAAAGUUAAUGGUUUGUGUUGAAGUCGCACGUUGGGUCAACUCUUAACCUUGAUCACAAAGGAACAUGAAAAAAAGUGCCAGUUGAAAAAAGAAAAAACUGGCUCAUCAUGGAAUCCUGGGCUACAAUGUGCUAGGAUGUUUCUAGUUGACAACAGGGUGGCCUAGAAUGUCCCCAUAUUAGCAUUUGUGAUGCAAUGCAAUUGUUCAUCUCUUUGAAUGAGGGAUUACAACACCCAAACCUUUUAAAAUCUAAAAAAAAUAUAUAUCGUCGCUGUCCGGCGGAAGCCUCUUAUGUCCAAAUAUCGUCAAAUUUCACAAAGCAAUCCUAAUGGACCUUGUCUGUAAAUUUUAUGCAAUUUUAGUCAAUUUAAAGCAAUGGAAAUAACUUGGAAACAUAUGAACACAGGCAAACACUGCCGCUCUUGAACGCAACUUAAUUACUAAGCUUCAGCCGGGGAGCCCGUUGCCUCGGCCGGGAUACUCGCUCGGGGCGUGCCUUCGCCAGAAAAGGAGGGAGCGCACAGAAGGUGGACCAGCAAAUAGUGCAGCACAGGACAGUCGUUUGCUUUUGUGAAGUUUUCAAAGGUGUUUUUUACAGUGGGAACUUUUUUAAUCAGUGUCAGCGGGUUUUUAUUUGAGCAUAUUUCAUUUUUUAGGUAGUGUAAGUGUGCAAUAGCAAUAUAAGCUAUAAUUCAACCUGAAUGAAGUGGUGCCUCGGAACUCAAAACAAGCUGGCGUUUCUUUCAAGUUCCUGUGAAGUUGUCAUUUUGACACUUCGCGGCUUCCGCCCGACACCGACGAUAUGUACAAAUGAAUAAUUCAAGUACUGCGACAAUGCAACACUGACGUGUACUACUAAUUAACUGAAAGACUUCCCUAUUAAACUGGAGGACAUCUAGCAAGGUCAAAGGCAAAUACCUCGUGGUCGUGAGGUUUAGAUGAAUCAAAGGCGCUUAUUUAAUGUCCGCUUGAAGGCCAAACUCAGGAGAAAAAGAGAGCUAAGAGGAGAACUCGAUCCAACAUCAAUGUGCGUGUUUCCGGGAAAGCCUCAGCCACAAAGCCGGGAUGGACCACCGAGGUCUCCCACAAACUAUUCGGAUGUUUUACAAGAAGGCUUUAGGGUUGUUCCUGCGCGGGAUUUGUAAUAUAUUUCUUAUUUCCUCACUCUGUGCCAAUAUGUCUUUUGGCAAAUCUGACCCUUGCGCGGAUUAGGAAUUGUUUCCUUUUAAUCAGUAGUCGUCUCAAACAUCUCUCUUGUUUAGCUGUAUGCAAAAAAAAGAUGGAGCUCUGUAGAUCAUGGAAACUUUCAAAUUCCAAGAUCUCAAUCAGCUCUGGGAUUAGUCUUUUUCUUGGGAAGUACAAGCCAGAGUUGGCCACAAUGUGAAAGAAGUACAACAAAAACGUGGAAAUACAGAUAAUACAAGGCCAGUGAUUAUUGCCAUGUUUUGUUCAUGGUCUGUAAACCACAUGGUCUGUUCACAUUGGCACUCGGUGCUCAUGCUAACACAAUAUGUAAGAUCAGUAUGCAAUGUUAUUUCCCAGCAUGGGCCUCAUUUCUUCACAUUACAUACUACAAGAGGAAAAUGCUCUCUUUUUUAAUUGAUUGGCUUGCUAGCACGUUUGGAACGCCUGAUUUGAUGUAGACUUUAAUUGUGUAUAAUAUAUAGUGUGUGUGUAAUUCUGUGAAGGAGAAAUUAAAGUAUGAAUUGUUCUCU
Syngnathus acus (greater pipefish) is the source of this 3756-nucleotide messenger RNA. It is a transcript of the gene sox18, whose product is annotated as SRY-box transcription factor 18. The coding region runs from base 386 to 1996 and encodes 536 amino acids. Gene Ontology annotation, molecular function: RNA polymerase II cis-regulatory region sequence-specific DNA binding; DNA-binding transcription factor activity, RNA polymerase II-specific. The record is from RefSeq and is a predicted model, not a curated record. Gene Ontology annotation, biological process: positive regulation of transcription by RNA polymerase II; lymphangiogenesis; angiogenesis. The transcript has 2 exons. NCBI's taxonomy places the organism in Eukaryota, Metazoa, Chordata, Actinopteri, Syngnathiformes, Syngnathidae.